AUGGUAACCCUCCCGCGACGCCUUGAUGAGUCGGAUCAACUUGGUGAUUGCAGUCUUGGAGUCAACCUUGCCCUCCUCGCACUCGUCCAAGCCAGCAGUGUCGGUAAAGCUGAACUGGUAGCCACUGAUAACACCUUUUACAGUGUUGUGGUCAGUGGUAGUUCCAAUGGCGUCACUACUAGUGGAUUGGUUAUUAACAUAAUUGAAAGUGACUAUAAUAAGCAUAGAAUGAGUCUUGAUCGAAAUUACAAAUCUAAUUUAAGUGGUUUAUAUUUGAUUGACUGUGUGUGUUUUGAACGAUUCAUCAAAAUAAUCUAUUCAAUGUUGACAUCAACCAAUUUAAUUCCGGACCCAUCACUAUUUACAAACAAUGUACACAGACUAAAGCAUUCAAUCAUAUUAAUUGAUUAA
Messenger RNA from Cavenderia fasciculata, 411 nucleotides. RefSeq lists its product as uncharacterized. The record is from RefSeq and is a predicted model, not a curated record. The coding region runs from base 1 to 411 and encodes 136 amino acids. Lineage: Eukaryota; Evosea; Eumycetozoa; Acytosteliales; Cavenderiaceae. The transcript has 5 exons.